This is a messenger RNA of Babjeviella inositovora NRRL Y-12698, 2703 nucleotides long. RefSeq names its product U4/U6-U5 snRNP complex subunit. Gene Ontology annotation, cellular component: U4/U6 x U5 tri-snRNP complex; catalytic step 2 spliceosome. Lineage: Eukaryota; Fungi; Ascomycota; Pichiomycetes; Serinales. Gene Ontology annotation, molecular function: protein binding. The transcript has a single exon. The record is from RefSeq and is a predicted model, not a curated record. Bases 214 to 2661 code for a protein of 815 amino acids. Gene Ontology annotation, biological process: spliceosomal tri-snRNP complex assembly; mRNA splicing, via spliceosome.
CGAAAAGCGUUUUUAGAUCAAACACCGCCUCCAGGCUACGUUGCGGGACUUGGACGAGGGGCCACAGGGUUCACCACACGCUCAGACCUCGGUCCGGCGCGGUUAGAGCCCGGGUUUGCAGCGAGCGAGGAUCAGAGCGACGACGAAGGGUUGUUUGCAGAUGCAGAUGAAGACAUUGAAGCGGACCGGAUCUAUGCGGAAAUUGAAUCGCGGAUGACGCGGAUAAAGCCGGAGGUGGAAGUAGAGCCAGAAACCCAGAUCUCAGACCAGUUCAAUGACUUGAAGCGGUCCUUAGCGACAGUUUCCGCGGACCAAUGGGCAAAUCUUCCCGAAGUGGGCGACUUGACUCGCCGCAAUAAGCGGCAGCGCCAAUUGUUACAGUCCCAACAGCGGUCGUACGCAAUGCCCGACAGCAUUCUCAGCGGGCUUGCGAGUUCUACCGCGACAGAGACAUCCAUUGUGGACGAGGAAACAGAUUUUGAGUCAAUUUCGCGCGCCCGAGACCAGAUGUUGGGCCACCAGUUGGACCGAAACGCAGGUGAAACGGCUUCCGUGGACUCAGCUGCGUAUCUCCAGGCAGACACCGAGUCUUUUUCCACCGACGAGAUAUCAGACAUGCAAAAAACACGGUCAAUCUUCCGGUCCUUGCGCAAAACAGCGCCCCACGUGCCGCGGAACUGGAUCAUGAGCGCACGGUUGGAGGAGAGUGCGCGCAAGUACGAUGCCGCGCGCCGGCUUAUCAACGAGGGAUGUCUGCUCAACAAGUUCAGCGAAGAUGUCUGGAUGGAGAGUUUACGGAUCCAUGGUUCGCAACCGAAGCAGCAGAAGCUAAUCAUCAGCGAAGCUUUGAAAUUUAAUGGAAGCAGCGUUCGGCUCUGGCAGGCGGCAAUAGCCUUGGAGACGGAGAAGAGCAGAGUGGUGAGAAAGGCCAUUGAGGCGAAUCCCGGCAGCAGCGAGCUCUGGAAGGCGGCCGUGGGACUAGAGCCCGCUGCCGCAAACAAAACCAAGCUUCUCCGCAAGGCGGUGAGUCUUAUUCCUCAAUCCAUAGACCUCUGGUUGAUGCUUAUUGACGGGGCAGAGGAGUUGGAAGCAAAGAAACAGUGGCUAGGUGAAGCGAGGAAGUACAACCCGCGAUCGCACGAGAUCUGGCUCGCGGCAAUGAAGCUUGAGGAGGGGGCAACUGGCAAUGAAGUGAAGAUUGAAAGGUUGUUUAACAUGGCGAUCCGCAGACUAGAAAUGGAGGAGGGAACGAAUACACAGGGGCCCGACAAGGACACCUGGAUUGCUAUCGCGAUGGAGUGCGAAAGUCUGGGAUUUCCACUCUGCUGCGAGAUUAUCACGCGAACGGUGUUGGAACGGGACAUUUCCAGCAAGAACUACACCAUGGAAGAAGAAUCUAUCAUCGCUGAUUGCGUUAUCGCGGCACAAAAUGCGGUGGAGGGCGAUUACCCCCAGGUGGCUCGCUCCAUCUACGCCGUACUUUCGCGCCAGUACCCAACCAACAUAGAUGUCUGGCUCCACUACACCGGGUUGGAAAGGCGCGACAUUCCCCGGUUGCACCAGGUGUUCCAGGAGGCAUUGAAGUUCAACUCCGAGAGCGAACUCUUGUGGUUGAUGUACGCGAAAUCAAGAUGGCAGGAUGCUAACGACGUCACUGGUGCAGAGCAGGUGCUCCAGGAGGCGUUGGGCUUCAUCCCGCACAACGAGGAGGUCUGGCUCGCAAAAAUCAAGCUUGCCACGGCUACGGGGGAUUUUACCAAGGCAAAGGCGUUUUUUGCAGAAGCUCGUGGAACGAGUGUGAGGUUGUGGUACAAGAACGUCCAUUUUCUAAGAUUUAUGGGAAUGAGGAAGGAGGCGGAGACGUUGGUAGAGGAGGGGUUGAGGAAAUUUCCGGGGUGCGAGAAGUUGCAUUUGCAAAGAGGUCAGAUCGAGACUGAGGACCCUUACGCAAAAGCGAUUGAAGGUUCCAGUGCCCAACCCCCCCACGGCCUCGCCUCGGCCCGAAAUGCCUACCUUGCCGGGACCAAGCAAUGCCCUUCGUCACUUGCUCUCUGGACGCUGCUUGCGCUCACGGACGAACAUCUUGGUGUGGUGAUUAGAGCACGGUCCACGCUAGACCAGGCGAUCUUGAAGAACCCGACGCUUCCAGAGUUGUGGGUAGCGAAGAUCCGACUUGAGAACCGCCAGAACAACGUAAAGCAGGCGCGGGCGGCUUCCGUCGCGGCAUUGAGCAAGUUUCCCCACUCAGCUGCCGUUUGGUGCGAGUACCUCCCGUUGUGCGAGAAGGCGUCGCAGCGGAAGAAUGGGAUGAUGGAUGCGCUUCUGAAGACCGGUAACUCCAGCCGGAUAUUGUGCUUCAUCGGGGUGCAGUUCUGGAAGGAUGGCAAGUUUACCAAGGCCAGAACCUGGUUUGACAGAGCUGUUAAGGCGGACCCCGCGAACGGGGACCACUGGGCGUGGUACUACACGUUUAUGCAGCAGAAGCUUGGCGGUGAAAUGGAAUCAUUCAUGGCGGAGUUUGAGCAGGUGGAGCUUAUUAACGAAGGGGAGUGUUGGAACGCUACCGCCAAGGCGGUGGAGAACUAUAUGAAGGACAAGACUGCGGUAUUGAUCCAGGUGUCCCAGCUACUCCGCUCCCAAAGCGUUUACCAAGGUAUUUAGAUGUAAUUUAUAGCGGGAAAUUGUACUUAUGAGACUUGUGAG